UCGACUUUAAUUAGUCACAAUAUACCACAGGACGUUUCCUCCACGAGGACCGUCGGCCACUGUGAAUAUCGGUCAUCCUCGGUGAUGAAAUAUUUUUUUAAACUAUAUCAUCCUUCCGGCUUCCAGUUUAUAGUCUUGGUUAAACCGAACACGUGGACUAAUUAUGUGGCAUGUAGAAGAAGACCUCCAUCGGCCACUGCCACGUUGGUCGAACCAUCACUGUACAAGACAUCAUCACCACCUGCACCAUUACGAUAAUAAUGGAAUCAAAACAUACACAAUUGAAAAUGGUUUUAUAGGAGUUGGCCAGCAUCAAAAUCACAUGUACUAUCCAGUUUCUUAUUGUAUGGUUAACGAUGAUGUUCAAGAAGAAGAACAUCAUCAUCAUUAUACUUUUCCUCAAAUGUUGAUGAGCCGUCCACCACCUCCACCAACACCAGAACCAUCAUCUCUACCAUCUUUGAUGUUAUCGUCUCCACCUCUGCCAGACUCUUACUAUGUUCACCAUCCAUUUACUCCCAUUAUGCAGCAACCACAGCAGCCAUCACUUGUAUCAUCAUCACCAGAAUCAUCACUUACAGUUGGCUACAAUACCAUUCAGCAACAAAUCCAGCAACGUAUAAAUGAUUACGACUACAAUGAAAGAAACUCUGAGUUAGCCACCAGAAUGAUUAAAAAUGAUUUAUCUUCAUCAUGUUUUCGUCGAUUACAUCUGGGAGAAAGAACUAUUGACAACAGUAUGAAGUCAACUGUAAUUUUCAAUAAAAACACACAAGAACAAACAUCAAAUAACAACAAUAGAUUAUUAGAACAAGCAAAUGAAAUCAAAACACAGUUUGAGAUUACACUGGGUGACGAUAAAAUAAUAGGUGUGUGCAAACGGACUAUAAUGGCUGCCAUAAAUAAAGUCAUAGUUGACAAUUAUGAAUCUGCUUUGUACAAAUUACGUAAGACUAUAAGAGUAUUGGACAUAUUAAAAUUCAACGAAGGUGUCAGUGGGAUUGAAACUGCCAAAAUCGAUACUGUUGGGCCAUGGUUGGAAACAUUGAACGAUAUGGAACAAAAAAUUACACAAUAUCAACAGGACCAAAACAUUAAUGGACACCACGGUCCUAGUCAGUUAGAAAAUAGUACCAUAAUAAGAACAGAAGACAACUUUAACAAGCAACUAAUACAACUCACCAGUAAUAUGAGCAGUAGAAAUGAUAACAUAAAAAAUGAAAGCAAUGGUCGUCUAUAUAACUUUUGGUGGAAAUCAAACUUAAAGCGUUACCGUACUACAGGAAAGUUUGUUGUAGAGCAUCGAUUUAAUACCAACCGUCGUCGAUACCAAAGAAACAACUAAUACUAAUGGUUGUUACUAAUAUUUGUAAAUCAGGAUACCAGCAUCUGUGUAGGAGAAUGAUUGAUCUCUACAAUUAGAACAAUUUUUCUAUCUUAUUGACAUAUAGUUUACCCAGAGAAAACUUUUUGUCGCUUAGUAGAUGAUAUACCUACUUAAUAACUGGGUAACAAUGACUUUUUGUAACAAAUAUUUAAUAUUUGAAACAAUAUUUGAAAUAAUUUUAUAAUUUUAUUUAAUUUGUAGAAAUAAUAAUUUUUAGUUUUAUAAUAUUAUGACGUAAUCUGCAUUUAUUUUGGUCAAGUGGUCGACAGACGGCGACGACAAUAAUAAUAUUAAUUUAGGUAUAGUACAUUAGUACGCUAUUAUAUUACUAUAAUUAUUAUAGUACUCUGUUCAAUAAGUCUGUACUCUGCGUUUGGUCGAUGUUUUAUUAGGUAUUUUACGUUUUUAAAAACUAUAGCUUUUAGCUGAAUUUUACUUUGGACCUUCAAAAGUUCAAGACGUAUGACGACUUUCGUUUUUUGGAAAGUAUAGAAUUAAUUAAAAUCUAAUUUUUAUACAUUUACUUGAAUACAUGUUUUACAAUAACAUUGUUUGAAAUAUAUAUAUUGUUAUUUAUUAUAUUAAUA
Molecule: messenger RNA, 1974 nt
Organism: Metopolophium dirhodum (rose-grain aphid)
Lineage: Eukaryota; Metazoa; Arthropoda; Insecta; Hemiptera; Aphididae
Exons: 7
Coding region: 164-1345 (393 amino acids)
Source: RefSeq, a predicted model, not a curated record